This is a messenger RNA of Pseudopipra pipra, 1264 nucleotides long. It is a transcript of the gene BCCIP, whose product is annotated as BRCA2 and CDKN1A interacting protein. The record is from RefSeq and is a predicted model, not a curated record. The transcript is spliced from 7 exons. NCBI's taxonomy places the organism in Eukaryota, Metazoa, Chordata, Aves, Passeriformes, Pipridae. The coding region runs from base 129 to 1043 and encodes 304 amino acids. Gene Ontology annotation, cellular component: nucleus.
CUCCCUGUCGCGACAUACGGCGACAUUGGGUGACACUGGGUGACACUCGGUGGCACCCCGGGAGCGCUGUCGCUGUGCCGGCCCCGCAGCCUCACGUCCCUUCCGGCCGCGCCUGCGCCCCGCGGGCCAUGGCCACGCCGGCCAAGCGCCGCGCUCCGCAGGACCGGCCCGGCAGCGACUCGGGGUCGGAGUCGGGAUCCGCGGGAUCGGACGGCUCGGAGGGCUCGGACUCGGAGGAGCCGAUCGAUGAGGAAGUGAAUAUUGAAUUUGAAGCACAUUCCAUAUCAGACAAUGACUACAACGGGAUAAAGAAAUUACUGCAACAGUUGUUUCUAAAAGCUACUGUUAACACUGCUGAGCUGACUGAUAUAUUAAUACAACAGAACCAUAUUGGAAGUAUUAUCAAGCAAGCAGAAGUCCAGGAGGACAGUAGUGAUGAUGAUGAUGAUGAUGACGAUGAUGAGGUCUUUGGUUUUAUAAGCUGCCUGAACUUAACAGAAAGGAAGGGUACACAGUGUGCUGAGCAAAUCAAAGAGCUGGUUCUGAGUCGCUGCGAGAAGAGCUGUGACCAACAUGUGGUGGAACAACUGAGUAAACUCCUGAGUGACUGUGCAAAGCCUGUGGGCCUCAUACUCAGUGAAAGAUUCAUCAAUGUUCCACCCCAGAUUGCUCUGCCCAUGCACCAGCAGCUCCAGAAAGAGCUGACUGAGGCACAGAGAACAAACAAACCUUGUGGGAAGUGCCACUAUUAUCUUCUUAUCAGCAAAACCUUCACAGAAGCCACAAAGAGUAAUUCUAAGAGGAGGGAAGGGAGAAAUCAGCAAAAGGAGGAAUUAAUGUUUGCAAAUGCAGAGGAAGAAUUCUUUCAUGAGAAAGCCCUCCUGAAGUUCAACUACUCUGUGCAAGAGGAAAGCGACACCUGCCUGGGUGGCAGAUGGUCCUUUGAUGAUGUACCAAUGAAGCCUUUGAGGACUGUUAUGGUAGUUCCAGCUGAUGGAAUGAAUGCCAUUAUGGAGAAACUCAAAGACUACCUCUCACUCUGAGCUCCCCUGCAAACACCAGGUUUUUGUAAGGCAGCCCUUGCAGAACUCUGACUUGGCAAUAUUUUCCACACGAGACUUGGUGGUAACGGUUUUGUUCCACUCAAAUGCCUCCCCUGUGCUCCUAAAAACAGCCAUCAAAUUAAUAUUUUUAAAAUGUUUCAUCCGAUUUUACUUUGGUAUCGUCAUCAAGCAGUCAAUAAAAUCCCAGUGUCAAAAGAAAA